This is a messenger RNA of Cylindrotheca closterium, 939 nucleotides long. NCBI's taxonomy places the organism in Eukaryota, Bacillariophyta, Bacillariophyceae, Bacillariales, Bacillariaceae. The record is from the annotation of a GenBank genome assembly.
AUGACAAUCCUCGCAGUUCCCGCUGGACAAUGCGGAUCUCGUAAGCAUCACAAAGCGACUGACCUCGCCCUGUCCAAGCGCUUGGUAUGGGACUUAUUAAUCCUUCAGCGCCGGGCUGCAGGUUGGAUUUCAAAUGAUGCUAAGUCUUGUUUUGAUAGGGUGGUUUAUUGGGUGGCCAUAGUGGCCAUGCUUCGAUUUGGCCUCACUUGGCGUGUUCUCUCCUCCAUGUUUAACAUGCUGUCCAUGGCUACACAUCGGGUCCCUACUGGCUUUGGCGACUCAGAUAAGAGUUUUCGUCCUCCCUCUGCCGUCCCGUUCCAAGGAUGUGGACAGGGAAACGGUGCCGGGCCACCCAUUUGGAUCUCGGUCAGCUCAGUCCUCAUCACUAUGAUGGAAGCCAUGGGCUUUGGUUUCAAAGCACUUUCAGCGGAGUCCAAACUCGUUACGGCACAGUGCUUUUGCUUUGUUCACGACACUGACGUGAUUGAAGCAGGGAACACGGUUCAGCACUCUGCGGAACCCAUCUGUCCAUUGGUCCAAGCGGCAGCUACUCUUUGGUCUGGUGGCAUCCGAGCCACUGGGGGAGCCAUCAACCCUGAGAACUCAGUGGCUCCAGACUUCGAACUUCACAUCCCGGGUCUCUCCAGCGCCAGUGAGCCUUUACGACGGUCAGAGCCGGACGCGUUGGAAUGUACUCUAGGGGUUAUGCUAGCCCCGCUGGAGAAUCAUAAAGCACAGGAGGCCCAACUAAUUGGCAAAGCCAAGCAGUGGGCCGAGCAACUACAAUAUCAUCUCCUGCACAAGUACGACGUGAUACCACUUAUCAAGACUACCAUUAUGAAGAAGCUGGAGUACCCCAUGGCGCUCACAACUUUGGAUGCAGCUCAAUGGCAGGAUAUUAUGUCCCCUGUCCUGCAAGUUUGGUUUUUGCUCCACUGA